Messenger RNA from Ornithodoros turicata, 1107 nucleotides. RefSeq names its product vesicle-trafficking protein SEC22a-like. Gene Ontology annotation, biological process: retrograde vesicle-mediated transport, Golgi to endoplasmic reticulum; endoplasmic reticulum to Golgi vesicle-mediated transport; vesicle fusion with Golgi apparatus. Gene Ontology annotation, molecular function: SNAP receptor activity. NCBI's taxonomy places the organism in Eukaryota, Metazoa, Arthropoda, Arachnida, Ixodida, Argasidae. The transcript is spliced from 4 exons. The record is from RefSeq and is a predicted model, not a curated record. The coding region runs from base 411 to 1034 and encodes 207 amino acids. Gene Ontology annotation, cellular component: SNARE complex; endoplasmic reticulum-Golgi intermediate compartment; ER to Golgi transport vesicle membrane.
AACUGUAAUUGACAGGACGACCCUCUUUUUGUGACUCCUCCCAAUGGCCAGACUCCCUUUUAAUAUACGGCUCUGGUCUCCUUAUUCGCGAACUUUAUUCAAAAGUACCCGCAGUCCUACCCACCCUGCGGCACGUGUAACGUGUAACAUGUCGCCACACUGCGCGGACAAACUAGACAAAGAUUACAGUACCAUUUUUGUUUUCCAUUUUGGUCCCAGAGGCGUGCGUAGCCCACCCUGUCACAAAAGGGAUCAUCAUCAUCAUCCUCCUGUUGGUGUUGGUUCCGUUACUUCACGUGUUCCAUUUGAAUCAUUUCUGAGGUACAGUGCAGUGCAGCGCCCGCAACGAACGUCUCGACGAACAUUUCACCUGCGCCAUUGCGUAAUUCCAGGACGAUCGAACGCCUGACAUGAUUCUGUAUGCCCUUAUAGUGAGGACUCACGACGGCUUACCGCUUUCCGCCUCCACCGAUGUCGGUGGUCAAAUCUACCGAGAGAUACAAGAAACGAGAAAGCACAUAAAACAACUCUCGAAGAAGCUCACACGACUUGACGACCGAUGCACGUUAAGGCUAAACACACAGCAUGUUAUUCAUUUCAUCUCCUCGAUGGGGGUCUCGUUCCUGGCUCUGUGCGAGAUAUCCUACCAACCAGUUCUGGCAUUCAGCUUUCUAGACCAACUCAUGAGGGAGUUCAUCAUCCUCUACAACACGCAUCAGAUAAACAAGGCGCUGCGUCCCUAUACGUUCAUAGAAUUUGACAGCCACAUCCAGAAAAUGCGUCAGCGCUACAAUUCCGGAUCACUGACUUCCAAAGUGAACCUGUCCAACCUCAUGGAAGAGAUGAAGCAGAGGCCACCACAGCAACUCAAACUUGAGAACAUUAUCUCAUCGAGCGAGAUGCUGCCUUCAGUACCAGAACGAGUAGGAUGGCUCGGAGCAACUGCCUCCAAUAAACGGAUUUUGGAAGAAGUUCGUCUAUCUCGCUUUAAGGUUCUGCUACAAAGAAGAGUUGGUGCCGAAACCCGGGAGUAGCCGAACGUCAGCGACAUAUCAACGACAUCAACGUGAUAGACGACUACGUGGACCAGCCUUGCAAUGGAACGUC